GGCAGUGCAUUCUCCUCCAGACUGCGUUUUGUUUAUGGACGCCGAGUCUGUUUGUCCUGCCGCGGUCAUGCUACCUCCGAAAAACUGCAUCCCGAGAAAUUACAGCUGCAUAGCCGGUCUGUUCGGCAGCUUGGCCACGUCUCAGAAGAUGGAUGACGGGGACGGAGAGAAGGCCGACGGCGAGGAAGAGGAGGAGAUGGUGAACGGCGAGUGCGAGCCGCUCGAGAUACGCGUGGUGGACGAGAGACCGCGGGGGCGCGAGUCGUUCUUGAAGCCGCCGCCGCAGAGCCCCACUCAGCGGCGGAGAUGCAAGUCGCUGCCGAGCCCCGCGGAGAGAGCCAGGCUGGAGAUAGCGCGCAGCCGGAGCCCCAACAGCCAGAAGAAGGUGAGGUUCGCCGACUCGCUCGGCCUGGAGCUCAUCUCCGUCAAGCACUUCGACGAUGCCGACGUGCCUGAGAUACCCGAGCGCGUGAUGGACAAGUUCAGGAAGGCCAGGGCGCUGCACCUGAACAACUUCGAGGCGUCGAACGGCUCGGCGCAGUCCGUCUUCAUGGAGCUGCUGUUCACCAACCCGGGCGCGUCGGCGGACUUCAUCGAGAGGGUGAAGGAGCUCAAAGUGUCGCUGGAGCGAGUGAACGCCGACGAGUUCUGCCUAUCCGGGCUGGUGAGGGUGCUCAACAUGGCCUUCGAGAAGAGCGUGGGUCUGAGGUACACGCUCAACAACUGGUCCACUUUCGUGGACGCGCCGGCCACCUACGUGCCGCACUCAAGCGACGGGCUCACGGACAAGUUCUCCUUCAAGAUUGUCACCCCGUUUCUGGAGGCAGGCGGCACUCUGCAGUUCGCUAUCAAGUACCUCGUGGACGGCCACGAGUUUUGGGACAACAACGACGGGGAUAAUUACAAAGUGAGGCGCCACAGGUUCAAAAUCUCCCCUCCCCGCGAGUGGGAGAAUGGUUGGAUCCACUUCAUUUAGCUAGCGCGCUAACGUGUGUGUCUGUGUACGUUAAUUCAUUCAGAAUUAUGCACUUGUCUGGUGAUGUUCUUGUGUGAGUUCACCGCACUGACUGGCUCUGAAACAACUGUGUAACAGAUUGCCUUUCCGUCUUAAAGCGUUGUAGAGGCCGUGUAUGAGGUGCUAGGCUUGCUUUAGGGUAAUUCUUAUGGAUGUUUCUGGCGUGUGUUUGGUGUGGUGGUGUUGAAAUGUAAAAUGGCGGUGAGGAGGGCUGGCAAUGAGUGUGUGUUUUUAAGUUUUACAGCGCAGUUGUUCUCUUAACAUGGAAACACGGGCCAUGAGCAAAGUGCAGAGAAGCUGUCCCUUUUACGCAUGACUUAAGCUUUAGAUGCUAUGAAGAAAAAUAUCUAUUAUACGUAUACGCUUGUAAUAAUGGCUCUAAUACAGACUGCUAUCAAGCCAAGUGUAAUAAAACCACGCUUUCUAGAGAGGGCUAAUCAUUUAUACACGAGUCACAGGAGAAGAGUGUGGCAGCUGGUUUAUGUGACCUCCAUGACAUACUCCUUCACUCUUCCAGACCCUUCCAGAUGUUGCCAUCACAAGGCUAGGUUUUCAAAUUCGUCUCCUCUUUGCUGCUGUCUCUUAAACUUUGACCAUAUGUUGACCAGUGCACAAUGUGCCAGCUUCAUGGUACAUUUGAAAGCAUUCUGGAUCUGAUUGUUUAGGUAUAUGCACUUUAGAGGCGUUCAGGAUCUCCUGAGCUGCACUAUAUGUCCAAAAGUUGGUAGACACCUGCUCAUUCAACGUUUCUUCCUUUUAAUAGAGAAUUUGCCCUCUUCCCCAACUCUUCUGGUCAGACUUUAUAUUAGAUGUUGUAACAUUGUGAGAAUUUGAUUGCAUUGAGGCUCAUUGGCAUUAGUCAGGUCAGGUAAUGAUGUUGGAUGAUUCAAUCGCCACUCCAUCUCUAUCAUCCCAAAGGUGGAGUUGAUGGUGUUUCAUCAGUAUAGAGAACUUCACUUUCACUGCUCCACAGCCUAAUGCUGGGGGCACUUUAUGCACCUGUAGCCGACACUUGGCAUUGGGCAUCAGUGACCUUAGGUACAUAUACAGCUGCUCGCCUCUCCAUUCCAUUGGCAGUGCUUUUCUAUGGAGGUUGUAAAAGCUGUGUACGUAAUUGAAGUCCUGUGCUAACAAUUGGUCCUUAAAAUAGCUGAUUCAUUCAUUUAGAAGGAGUUUCUGGAUACUUUUGGACAUGUAAUGUAUUUUGGUCAUGAGCAGAUAGGAUGGAGGUAAAGGUUUGGGGAUAUGUGCAGUAGGCCUACUGCAUUCUGUUGCCUGCCAAUCCUUGAGAAAUAGAUGGCUUUUGCUUAUGUAGAGGAAAAAAAAAGAGUUUGAGUUCACAGCCUGUGGUCAAAAUGAGUUUUUUUUUUAUGGUAGCUGACCAAUAUAUGUGUGAAGUCAAAAUCGGGAUAAUGAGAAGGAAGUAGCAAUGCCUUGUGCACACAGUCAAUUACAUACAAACUUGAGACCCCUCUCUGAUUUCCUAUAUUUGUACUGGUUGCAUACCUCAGACUAAACACAUUUAUACUGUGAGAACCUUUCACCCUUCCAGCAGCAUUCAGGUGUAGUUCCUGUUUAUUCAGGUUCAAUAUUUAAAACAAAAAAAGCUAACUUUAUUUUUAUGCGAUAAAACCAAAAGAAAAAUAUUAUUAAUCGUAUUUAUUUUCUCCUGCUUUUCAAGGAUGACUACUGUCUUUGUGUGACAUGUUUGCCUGCGGAGCGUCACUCAGCUGUGAUAUGUUUUAGUCUUUGCAAAUGCCUGUUGCAUUGUGUGUUGUCUUCAGUGUUAAGGCUGUAGCAUUAGUGCUAAUUAAGAAGUGUUGCUUUCCACACAUUAUAUAUGAUAGAUGCCUUGCCAAAGAGGUCUUGCUUAGCAAUUAUGGGAAAUCACAAAACGCACAUCAUUACUGCUCGUCACCAAUAGAGAGCCUAUCAGCUCACAGUUAGAGCAAAUGAGACCCGAGUGAGUGGUGGCGUAGGGUAGCAGUUACUCCAGUGAGACCAGAAGGUGAGAUUGUGAUUGUUAUUAUUUAUUUUUAUAAUUGCUUGAAAAUGAUAUUGUCCUGUCACUGAAGAGAUGGAAGAGGAACUUUCGCAGCUCCACAUGUUCUGCAAGGGCCACUAUAUCUGUAAGGUUCCUCUGAUGGCAUUAAUGGUGAACGUCUUUGUUUUGGACAUUUUUAUCUGAUUACGGAGACUUUCCCUUAUCUUAUAUUUCUGUGUAAAUGCAGCUUACAUUUUUGAGUGGACGGAAGGAGCUUUUGGUGGUUAUGGUCAAAUAGGUGGUGCUAGAGCGCAGACAGACUCGGGACAAACUUUCAAACUUAACAGGCACAAAGCUCUAAUAGGUCUACCUAUUAGAAAAGCAUACUUCGUGUGUACCAUUUUGAUUGCUAGAGUUUGCCUUAACCUAUGUAACUACAGUCCGCUGAUCACACGCUGUUUGCGAUGAAAUCUGCUUGUUGUCCACCCCAAAAUGGACUUCGAUUUCGUCAGAGAGGCAUUAAAUAGUGGCGUUUUGGGAAGUUUUUGUUUCUUUUAUCAGCAUCCUGUCACAUGCACUGUAUACUAGUAGUUCUAAUCUAUGUGGUUUUUACAGUUGUUCUGGUCUGCAAGACAAUGUCUAGGCUUUAGUCAAAUGGCUUUGCCUCUAUUACUGAAUAGAUGUUAUGACUAUUUCUCAGAGUAUUAUAAUUAUUUCAUUGUGUAAGCAGAUGGCAGCGCGCUUGUGGAUUCUGUUUCAUUAUGGCAUAGUGUAAAAGACUUCCCUGCAAUGAUCUACUGAACUUUAAAUAACUAAAAGAAAUUAGGAGAAAGUCAUGAGAGGGAGACAGAUAUCAAGUGGUAUUUUUCUUUUAUAAAACAAAGCUCAUUUUGCAAUAACCUGUCAUAAAUAAACAGCAGCAUGUCCUUAUGUGAGAUGUGCAAUAACCCCUAAAUGCUUAAAAUGCUAUUGAAAUAGUUAUAAUUUUGUGCUGCUUUUUAAAGGAUGGAAUGGAAUGUGUUGUUAAGUCUUGAUGAAAUCGUAUGUGUAGAGGAAGUAAAGACGUGCUUCAGGGGAUUCAGUACAGAGAGAUUUUUGGUUAGAUUUUUUUAUAAAGAAAGCUAAUGAUUGUAAAACUGAUUUUGUAUGGAAAGGUUUGUUUUUGGACUGAGCAACUUGUCCAAAAAACUGGUUUCACUAGCAUAGAAGAAUCUCCCCAUUGUUUGUGUUUUCUAUAAAUGAACUCCCAAGAUCAUUUUACGUUACCUGUGUCAUGUUUGUCUGUCACUGUGUAUAUUUUUACAUGAAUAGGCUAUAAAAUUGACAGAGGAUUUAUUGACUAGAUAUUUAAAUAGUUUUAAAUGCACAAUAUUAACUAUCAGAUUAUACAGUAUUAUAUGGCUCCAUGAAGGCUUUCUGUUGACGCUUCACUGGAAUGUUCUGUCUGUGGUGGUUUGUCCAGUUUCAUUUUCACGAUGGGACCAAGGGGUGUGGAAUCGUGUGCAAGAAAUGGUUCCGGGCUUCUCUGUCCACACUCUUAAAAAUUUAAGGUUCUUUGAAGUUGUGCCACAGAAGAACAACUGUUGGGUCCCCGAAACCUUUCAGUGAAUUAAAUGAGAUGCACAGGUGUGAAGAACUUCUUUAAAGUUUAAAGAACCCCCAGAUACGUUUCCUACAGCCAGGCCAAGGACCAUUUAGGAAACUAAUUUUAAGAGUGUCGGCAGUUGUAUCAGGAACAUUGGGCUGUAUGGGCUUUAGGUAGAAACCUGACCAUCAGAUAUUGCCCUAGAGCAUAAUGUGUAGAGUGAGUUGUGUCAAGCUUUGUCGUUUAUAUUUAGUCAGGCUUAUUUUAAUGAUGGACCAAGCCACAAGACGAUUAAACUACCAUGAUUUAAUAUAAAUCCCCAUACAUUAUUCUCAUGCUGAGCAAAAUUUAGAACAACAACAACAUAGGUUUAGAGGAGAGUGAAUAAACAGACACCUUCCACUGAAAAGUGAUUUAAUAUUAAUUGUAUUUAAUGAGGUCUGAGGUCUAUCUGAUGACUAAAAGCUUCUUGGUGUUGGCAGUGGAAAAGCAUUACAGAAAUGUUUUUAGUUUCAGCACUGUUCAUCAGAUGUUUUCCUUUUCUUUUAUCUAUGCAAACCAGUCUUCAGUUAAUUUCCAGUGUGUCUUGGUGUCAUUGUUUUUGUUCGUUUGUUCUAAAUAAAAUGAUUAAAGCUGUAUUUCUGCUGUUUGCAUGCACGGCAGCAGAGUUAUUUUAUUUUUUAUGGUGAAUUUGUAUUGUAGUUUAUAUUUUGUUAACCCAUGGAAUUAAAGGCAUUUGAGAUGAAAAGCA
Messenger RNA from Pygocentrus nattereri (red-bellied piranha), 5335 nucleotides. RefSeq names its product protein phosphatase 1 regulatory subunit 3E. The record is from RefSeq and is a predicted model, not a curated record. Bases 35 to 976 code for a protein of 313 amino acids. Gene Ontology annotation, cellular component: protein phosphatase type 1 complex. The transcript has a single exon. NCBI's taxonomy places the organism in Eukaryota, Metazoa, Chordata, Actinopteri, Characiformes, Serrasalmidae. Gene Ontology annotation, molecular function: protein phosphatase 1 binding; glycogen binding. Gene Ontology annotation, biological process: regulation of glycogen biosynthetic process.